Molecule: messenger RNA, 624 nt
Organism: Acanthosepion pharaonis
Lineage: Eukaryota; Metazoa; Mollusca; Cephalopoda; Sepiida; Sepiidae
Source: the annotation of a GenBank genome assembly
AUGAAUGGUCAUAUUGUUACGACCCGCUUAAAAUAUCCUCCGGCGUUUUUUUCUCUCCUGAUAGAUAGUCUGUUCCGAUCUCUCUAUCUAUCUAUCUAUCUAUCUAUCUAUCUAUCUAUCUAUUCAUACAUUUUUGUAACUCUUAUCUUUCUAUCUUUUUUCCUUCCUGUAACUCUACAUUCCCUUACCCGGUAUAUUCUAUCUUUCUUUUAUUUUAUUAUCCAUUUUAUAUUUCUAUCUCUAUUUUAUUAUCCCUUUUAUAUUUCUAUCUACAUUUUAUUAUUCCUUUUAUAUUUCUAUCUAUAUUUUAUUAUUCCUUUAAUAUUUUUAUCUAUAUUUUAUUAUUCCUUUUAUAUUUUUAUCUUCCUUAAGCCUUUUAAGGAAAUUUUUCUAAGUCAGUCUAUUUAUUUUUGCUAUUGGCUCAUCUUUUAUUUCUUUCUUCUCUUUUUUCUUUUCUCAAUUUUUAAAUUUUUUUUCUUCUUAUUGUUUCUUAUAUUUUUUCCUAUAUUUUUUCUCUUUUUCUUUUUUCUUAUUAUAUAUCUUCUUUUUUUCAUUAUCUCUCUCUCUCCCUCUUUUACACUUUCUCCUUUUUAUGCCGGUCGGUAUAUCUAUCUGUCUAGAUGA